Messenger RNA from Cucurbitaria berberidis CBS 394.84, 531 nucleotides. RefSeq lists its product as uncharacterized. The record is from RefSeq and is a predicted model, not a curated record. The transcript has 3 exons. Gene Ontology annotation, biological process: mitochondrial respiratory chain complex I assembly. NCBI's taxonomy places the organism in Eukaryota, Fungi, Ascomycota, Dothideomycetes, Pleosporales, Cucurbitariaceae. The coding region runs from base 17 to 355 and encodes 112 amino acids.
ACACUACACCGCGACAAUGGCUUCAGGAUACGGACUUGCUGGUGGCCCCUCCCGCUGCUUUCCCUUCUGGCAAGAAGUCCUCGCAUGCUACGUAACCAACACAAACGCCGAAGACGACUCGGGCAAGGCGAAAUGCCAGCCCGUGCUUGAGGACUACUACGAGUGUCUGCACCACAAGAAGGAGGCCGCACGUACCCUCGCCCUCCAAGCUGCGUACCGCAAAGCUGAAGCCGAUAUAAAACGCGACGACGCACCUUCUGCGGGAGAGAUACGGCGUCUCGGUGUGUUGGAUGCGCCGCUCGAGGAGAAGAAUCUCAAGCCCAGCAAGUGGUUCCCGCAUAAGGAGAUCAACUAGUCUAGUCUCUGAAAAGACUGGGUGUAGUCGGUUGGGGCAAUGCAUGUGUAUAUCAAGUUUCAAAGGUCCCAUGCGAGAAGUCAGUGAUUGAGGGGAUGGAUGUAGUGGAGCCCUACUUACUCACUAGGCGUGUGUAGUAUGUGCAUGCGAUAUCAAAUGAACGUUUAACACCACUG